Messenger RNA from Zasmidium cellare ATCC 36951, 765 nucleotides. RefSeq lists its product as uncharacterized. Gene Ontology annotation, cellular component: plasma membrane; membrane raft; cell cortex. Lineage: Eukaryota; Fungi; Ascomycota; Dothideomycetes; Mycosphaerellales; Mycosphaerellaceae. The record is from RefSeq and is a predicted model, not a curated record. The transcript has 4 exons. Bases 1 to 765 code for a protein of 254 amino acids. Gene Ontology annotation, biological process: fungal-type cell wall organization; septin cytoskeleton organization; endocytosis.
AUGGCCAUCGCACGUCCGCUCCUCGGCCUCGCCGCCAUCCUCCUCCUGGCCGGUGGCAUUGUCAUGGAGUUCUUCAUCGUCCUCUCCGGCCUCGACACCACCCCGGUCAACCAGGUCUACUUCCUCGAAGCCAGCACCAACGGCAUCACCAAUGCCAACACCCGCUACCGUAACCCAGCACGAUGGACGUACCUCGACAUCUGCGGCGUGGGCGCCAAUGGCCGCAACACCGACUGCACCCCCACCACCGCCGCUCUGCCAUUCGAUGUCCCGCGCAACUUCGGCACCACCAGCGGCGUCCCAGACCGCUUUGUCAAUGACAGCAGCUACUACUUCUACAUGAGCCGAUUCGCCUGGGUCUUCUACCUUAUCGCCCUCUUCUUCGCCGUCGUCGCCAUCUUCAUCAGCCUGUUCGCCCUCUUCGCGCGUCUUGGUGCCUACCUGACCGGCUUCGUCACCUUCCUCGCCCUGUUCUUCCAGACGCUGGCUGCUGCUUUGAUGACCGCCUGGGUCGUUCGGGGACGCGCCGGAUUCCGCGACAACGGCAACGACGCUAAGAUUGGUGUCAAGGCCAUGGCAUUCACCUGGUCGACGUGGGCAUGCUUCUUCCUCGCGACCAUCUUCUUCUGCGUUGGAGGUACCGUCAGCCGCAACAACAGCACCCAAAAGUCAUCGUACUUUGGCCGCAAGCGAAGCACGCGCAGCCGUGGCAGCUUUGUCGACAGCAGCAGCGAAAGGAGGGGAGUCAAGGAUGACUACGAAUAA